Molecule: messenger RNA, 1944 nt
Organism: Sungouiella intermedia
Lineage: Eukaryota; Fungi; Ascomycota; Pichiomycetes; Serinales; Metschnikowiaceae
Source: the annotation of a GenBank genome assembly
AUGGCACCAUCAAAGAGGAUCACCUCGUACAAUUAUUAUUUUGGCAAGGUUCUUGCGAAACGAUUACGGUUUCUUCACAAAAUCAAUGUAUUGCUUUCCAUUUUCGUGGCCAUCUUGAUUGGCUUUCCCUAUAAUGGCUUUUGGGCCAACGUUGGAGCAACCCUAUAUCGAGCCCCAGUGAUCUUCUUGUCCCUUUGGCUAGUCAAGGUUUGUAGAGACGCCAAUUCCACUGUGGAAUACUCGCGUUCCAAAACCUUGGCCCUCCAUAUUGUUCAGAGUGUAUUUACUCGUCGAUACUUGGUGACUUUAUGCUGCUUUGCUACCUCAGCAUACAUUGCGUUCUUCAUUUUCAUUUCCCAGCUUCCUUUGGCAUCUCAGUACUACGUGGUGGCCAAAGAGUACCGCCAUAAACCUGCCGUUAAUGAUGAGUGGGUCUACUUCUGGUUUCAUGCCUAUUACAUCGCUUUGUUGUACGCUCUCCAACAUAUUGUGUUUCAGAGAAACAGACUCCGCUUCAAAUAUGGUGUCAACACUGUGAGGCCGGAGUCGGUGCUCUUCUCCAACGUUAUUUCUCUUUUCGGUAACGCUGUGGCCUUCAAUGUGUUGUCAAGUGCAUCAGCACCUGUGGUGUACUACUGUGGACGUUCGAUCAUCUACAAGAUCAAUUGGCUUUUCUUUGCAGCUCUCAAGUUGGACUCCUCUAUUCCUCGUUUCCAUAUUGGCUUUUCUACUUUGUUCAAUGUCGGCUACGUCUCAUUUUUCGUUUUCUGCGCCUGGGAACUUGUCAACCACGUCUACAAUAUCUAUGCCACCAUUGGCUGCUUGGACGCAAAGAAACCAAUCAGUAGCUACAGCGAGGACCCCAUUGGCACUUUGCUUUCAGGAUUGCGUGACAUGGAACCUCAGAAUCAGUUGAGUCGCUUGUCAGCCUUUCAAGAAUUGGCAUACAUGGCGAACACCCGGAAUGCGGAGGAAGUCAAGCGCAGAAAUGCAGUCUACAAUAUCGCUACGCGAGGCAGUUACGUAUGGCCCGCAAUUUUGGAUGAGUGUGCUUUGGUAAUUCGUGAGGUUUCGUCCAGAGUUAACUAUAGACUGAAAUCCGACAUGGCAGCUUUGAAGGAGACACAAUUGACUAUAAAAGAGGAGCCUGCCAGUUUAUUCAAACAAGAGAAGUUUAUUUUCGGCAAUUCCUACGAUACUACGGUGGAUACUUCGGAGGCAAACAUCACAGCCACAUCCAGUCCUUUGAAGAAGUAUGAAGAUGCUAAAUCCGUGCAGAAACAACCAGGGUGGGCUAUUCAAUUCCAAAAAUUGCAACAAUCUCCUCUUGGGAAAUGGAUCUCAUUCAAUGUGUUGAAGCCAAUAAGAGCAUACGUUGUUGCAUUCGUGACUCCUAAGCCCACAGAACCAAAGUCGUUUGCUCAACAUUUACAAGCCAUCAAGGCUCAGUUCCAUAAGUAUUACGAAAACUUCCUUUCAUCAACUAUGGGAAUAUUUUUCCGCAUUUCAAUCAAGCGUGAUGCGGAGUCUCGUGUGGUAAACCCAGUUAACUAUGGAAAUGCGGUUAUUGCACUUACCGGUCUAUUAAUCCACGCCGUCGAAGAGGACAGAAGUGGCACCAUAUCCAAUAACCACAUCAGUGAGGUUCUCAACUUGUUAGAGCGCCCAAUACGGGCAUGUGCGAACUACACAGACAUUCUCCCUGCUUCAGUUUAUGUUCCCCCUGAACUUCGUGGAGACGAACAAGCCACGAAGCAUCAUUUAAUUGCGUUAUUGCAUGACUUGACCAUGAACGAGUUCUUCCAACUUUGUGUCAAGUACAACUUCAAGUUGAACGACUUGCAAUUGUCGUCAAGAGCAUUCAAGCUAGCAAAGUGGGUCAUCGAUGCUUCAAUUGCACAGCAACAGAAACAGGCGCAUUCUCACAGUGCAAAAAUUUACUAA